Molecule: messenger RNA, 1842 nt
Organism: Ostreococcus tauri
Lineage: Eukaryota; Viridiplantae; Chlorophyta; Mamiellophyceae; Mamiellales; Bathycoccaceae
Product: Phytase-like domain
Exons: 1
Coding region: 1-1842 (613 amino acids)
Source: RefSeq, a predicted model, not a curated record
AUGACUCGAGUCCGAGUGGCGCGAGGAAUCUUUUCUCGCGAAGACGAAUCGGCGAAGGAAUAUUCAACAACGAAUGCAAACCGAAUGUGCUGUGCAAACUUCGGCGUGACGUCAUCGCCUGCGUCGAACGAACGCGGCGGAACUUCAUACUUCACACGUUCUCUUCAUCCACGGCUCGCGUCAAUCAUGAACACGAUCGGUCUCGCGAUCUUGGGCGCCUCGGCGCUCGUCGACGGCGUCUCAGCAGCAAACCUGUACGGGACGCGCGAUCUCUUCACGAGCGCGGCGACGCCGGCCUCGGUUCUUGUCGACGUGACGAACGUGCAUUCGCCGAAUGGUUUGCAGACCCUCAACGCAUUCCUCACAGACUCGGAGAGCAAAAACGACGCAAUUUUGAGCGGCACUGCCUGCUCUUCGCGAAGCUUUUUCGCGACGUGUUUCGACACGCCGGCGAUCGGUUCGGGGCUCACUUUGCACAGCGUCGCCUCUGACGGAACAAUUCACCUCAUGGGUAUCACCGACCGUGGCCCAAACCAAGAUUGCGGCGAUAUCGCCGAUGACUUCAACACUACGGGUCAACAAUACACGUAUCCCACCGGGUUCACUGGACCCUCCGUAUCGAAGGGAAAAGGCUUCCCGGUUCCGAAAUUCUCCCCGACGAUUGUCAAGGGAUAUUUGGACAAGACCAACAACCGGUUUGUCCUCGACAAAACUUGCAACUUGAAGCGCGCUACAGCGCCGGAAAAUUUCACGACGGAUGUAACCGGCUUGCCGACGAAUACCAACGACGACACCCCGUACGAUGGAUGGUGCCGAAACAAGCUUCCCUAUGAUGAGGGUGGACAAGACGCGGAAGACAUCCAACCUAUUCCAGGCACGAACUAUGCCGUGAUCGUUGACGAGUACAACCCCUCCAUCUCCGUGGUCGACAUCGAUUUCGCCAGCACGAACUGCGGCAUGGUGAAAGUACGAUACGUUCCGGAGAGCAUCAGCCUUCCGAAUGCGGGCUACGAUGUCAAGAAUAUCCUCCCGCGAUCGUUUGAUCAACGCCGCGCUAACCGUGGUCUCGAGGGCGUCGCUGUGAGCCCGGAUGGCAAGACGGCUGCCGCGUUCAUGCAAAGUUGCAUGGUCGUCACGGAUGCGACUUACCGAACCGAAGCCGGUCUCGGCGCCGGCAGCACCGAGGAUGGCAAAGACUGCGAGUUCACCCUGGUUGCCUUCCUCAACAUCACUGAUCCGCUCAACGCGAAAAUGAUCGGCACGAAGUUGUACCCGCUUGAUUCGUACCAAGAGUGGGGCUUCACGUCUUUCGGCAAAAUGGACAGGGUCAAGGUCUCCGCUGCUUUCUGGCUUGGACCCGAAUAUGGCGUGACGAACAACAAGCAAGUCAUCGCCGUGCUCGAGCGAGAUCCGAGCGUGCGCAUUCACAUCGCUGACUUCUCCGCUGCGGAGUACAUCGAUGAGUCCAAGAACUCCGCCGCGUCACUCAAUGUGCUCGUGAAGAAGGUCAACGUCACCGCCAAGCUCGGCUUCAACGCCUUCGCCACGAAAAAGCUCGUCGUUGACACCGCCACGGUCGACGGCUACGUCGCCCGAGGCGAAGGCGCCAAGGUCGAGGGUUUCGCCUUCCUGAACAACUACACCAUGGUCAUCGCCAACGACAACGACUUUGGUUUGGAGGGCAACAAAGUGUCCACCGUCGACAUCAUCCGCCUCAACGCCUCCGUCGCCGAGCUCAUCGACCCGACCAUCAACGACGUCCCCACCAAGUCCAGCGCCGGCUUCGCCGCCUCGACCAUGGUCGCCCUCAUCACCGUCGGCGCCACCUUCGUCUUCGCGUGA